Messenger RNA from Drosophila montana, 8361 nucleotides. It is a transcript of the gene Apc, whose product is annotated as APC-like. Gene Ontology annotation, molecular function: gamma-catenin binding; beta-catenin binding; microtubule binding. The record is from RefSeq and is a predicted model, not a curated record. Gene Ontology annotation, biological process: negative regulation of microtubule depolymerization; nervous system development; Wnt signaling pathway. Gene Ontology annotation, cellular component: catenin complex; cytoplasmic microtubule; beta-catenin destruction complex. The transcript has 4 exons. NCBI's taxonomy places the organism in Eukaryota, Metazoa, Arthropoda, Insecta, Diptera, Drosophilidae. The coding region runs from base 279 to 7838 and encodes 2519 amino acids.
AUCAAUAAGAUUUGGCUGUGCCACGGAUAACCGCUGAGUACGGACGGUUGUAAAGCAAAAAAUAUACGUGCGCUAUUAUUUGUUUUAUCGCGAAAUGUGUAAGAAUUAUAAAUAAGUGCAAUCGCUCAAAGUAAACAUUUAAGAUAAAGCAUGAAAUGUGUCUAAUCAAGGCAGCAGCUGUUACGAGCCACUAAGAACUUUUGGUCAAGGGCAUGGCGCAUUGACUCUCUGGCAUACUUGGCUCUAAAAACCAAACCAAAUCCAGUUGAGCUGCGGUCAUGUUGCAGCCAACGCUGACGCCAGACCUGGAGGAUGUCGGCGGUCAGGACAGCAUUGUUCUGGGCAUGGCUGGCGUUUGCCUAGACGACACCGAUGUGGAUGUGGACGUGGAUGUCGAUGCCGAUGCCGAUGCCGAUGUGGAAGUGGAUGUGGAUGCGGUUCCCGAUCGUAAGCCCCAUUUCUUGGACUAUGAUGCCGCAGUGCCGCCAGAUUACGAGGACAGCUAUGGCUAUAGAGCCGCCGCUGGGGAGCAGCUGAAAAUGGAUAAGAAAUUCGAGCGUGAUGGCGAGAUCAGUGACUAUGAGCUGGCCGCUAGUGGCUAUACCAAGAAAGAGUUCACCCAGGACGACAAUACGCUGCAUUUUACGCAAAGCAGCGGCGCAGCCGGCAGCGCCAAGAAGCCAGCCAAGCACUUUCUGGACGAGAAUCCGAUACCGCCCGACUAUAUGCUGGCGCAGGAGCUGCGCGAGCAUCGCAGCCUGGAUCGCAAUUUUGAGCGGCAGUCGGCGCAGCAGCAGCAGCAGCAGGAACUGCUCCCAGCGCAGCGUCUGGGCUCACCAGCUGGAGGAGCAACUACAUCAGCCGCAUCAACUGGAACAAGCGCCGCAAGUCGCGUUUCACGCACCAAGGAGCCCUCGUAUACGCUCUCUAGAUUUCUGGAUGCGGAUGCGACGCCGCCCCCGUUGCCGCGUCUGCCGAAAGGUGCCGCCUGGACGAGCACAAGCGAAGUAGAUGCCACGCUCGGCGCCAAGGUCGAGUGUGUCUACUCGCUGCUCUCAAUGCUGGGCUCCAAUGAUCCCUUGGAAAUGUCCAAAAAGUUUCUCGAGCUCUCCGGAAAUAGUCAGAGCUGUGCAACGCUGCGUCGCUCCGGCUGCAUGCCGCUGCUGGUGCAGAUGAUGCAUGCGCCGGACAAUGAGCAGGAGGUGCGAAAAUGCGCCAGCCUCGCGCUGCACAAUGUGGUGCACAGUCAUCCGGACGAGAAAGCGGGCAGGCGUGAGGCGAAAGUGCUACGCCUGCUCGAUCAGAUUGUGGACUAUUGCAGUUUCCUCAAGACGCUGCUGCAGAGCGGCGGCGAGGCCAUAGCCGAUGACUCCGAUCGUCAUCCCCUGGCGGCCAUUUCGUCCCUGAUGAAGGUCAGCUUCGAUGAGGAGCAUCGUCAUGCGAUGUGCGAACUGGGCGCACUGCAGGUAAUACCCAAUCUGGUGCAUUUGGAUCAUGCUGUGCACGGACCAAAGCCGGAGGAUCAGUGCUGCAAUUCGCUGCGCCGUUAUGCGCUGAUGGCACUCACCAAUCUAACAUUUGGCGAUGAAAACAAUAAGGCGCUGCUCUGUGGCCAGAAGCAGUUUAUGGAGGCGCUGGUCGCCCAGUUGGACACAAGCGGACCCGACGAUCUGCUCCAGGUGACGGCCAGUGUGCUGCGCAAUCUCUCGUGGCGCGCCGACAGCAACAUGAAGGCGGUGCUCAAUGAGAUUGGAACCGUGACCGCACUGGCCAAGGCUGCCAUGCGCAACAAGAGCGAGAAUACACUAAAGGCCAUACUCUCGGCAUUGUGGAAUCUUUCGGCGCACUGCAGCACCAACAAGGCGGAGUUCUGUGCGGUUGAGGGCGCACUCGCCUUUCUGGUCGGCAUGCUCAGCUAUGAGGGACCGAGCAAGACCCUCAAGAUUAUCGAGAAUGCUGGCGGCAUUCUGCGCAAUGUCUCCAGUCACAUAGCCGUCUGUGAGCCCUAUCGCCAGAUCUUGCGCCAGCACAAUUGCCUGGCCAUACUGCUCCAGCAGCUCAAAUCGGAGAGCCUGACGGUGGUGAGCAACUCGUGCGGUACAUUAUGGAAUCUAUCAGCACGCUGUCCGGAGGAUCAGAAGUUUUUGUGGGACAAUGGCGCGGUGCCGAUGCUGCGCUCGUUGAUACACUCCAAGCAUACCAUGAUCUCGGAGGGCAGCUCCUCGGCGCUGAAGAAUCUUCUGAAUUUUCGGCCCGCUGUACAGAAUCAGGAUCAGUUAGAUCCGAUUGCUCGCUCCAUGGGCCUCAAGCAGCUGCCCACGCUGAAGGCGCGCAAGCAAAAGGCCCUGCAGCAGGAGCUGGGCGAACGGCAUGCCGAGACCUGUGACAACCUGGAGAGCAACACCGGCAGCAGUAUUAGCGCCAGCAAGACGCGUCGCCAUCCAGCUCCCACACGCUUGUCGCGCUCCGCCCUACUGACCAAGAGCGAGAGCCGUGACUCUGUCUAUUCGGCCAAGUCGGACACGGCCUAUGAGCACUUGAUGCGCUCCGAUGCCGCACAGCGACAGGGCAACUUUGAGCUGGAGCUGGAGCACGAUACGGAGGCCACGGAGGAACAGCCCAUUGAUUAUUCUGCCAAAUAUAGCGAAGGUGCCGCCAAUAGCACCAAGACAACAACAUAUCAGGAGACGGAUUUGGAUCAGCCCACAGAUUUCAGUCUGCGCUAUGCGGAGAAUCAACUGGAGGCCGAUUUAAAGUCAACCACGAGCUGUACGCCGGCCGUCAAAGCAGCAACGGGCGAGGGGCAGGAGAUACUGCUCAUUCUGGAUGACAGUGUCAAGUGUUAUCAGACCGAGGAUACGCCCUAUGUCAUAUCGAAUGCGGCAUCUGUCACGGAUUUGCGACAGGCGACCAAAGCGGAAGCGGAAUCGGAAAAAUCGCCGCCUGCCGAAGCCACCAUCAAGCCAUCAAGCGGGGCGGAGAAUGAGGCGGCGACACCGCAAGCGCCCAUCAAACAAUCAUCCGCAAAGCUAUCCUCUGCUGUGGCAUCCGGCUCCUAUACGCCCGAGAAGCCAAUCAAUUACUGCGAGGAGGGCACGCCGGGCUACUUUAGUCGCUACGAUUCGCUCAGCAGCCUAGACGAACCGGGAAAAUCUGCAUCGAAAGCAGCCAAGCCCGUCAAGCUGGAGGAACAGCAAGCGCAACCGGAGCUGCAGCAGCAGCAGCAGCUGCAGGAGGAACCAAUACCGGCCAAGCCCAAUUCGGCCCUGGAGACGCCGUUAAUGUUCUCACGGCGCAGCUCCAUGGACUCACUGGAUGUGGAUGUGGCCAAUUGUGAUGACAAGAGUUCGGUGGUCAGCGAUUUUAGUCGUCUGGCCAGCGGUGUCAUCUCACCCUCAGAGCUGCCCGACUCGCCCACGCAAAGCAUGCCGCAAUCGCCCAGGCGCAGCAGCAUGGCUGGCGCUAGUGUUGUCCUGCCAUCUGGCGGGGCCGGUCAGCGACCCCUGCGCAGCGUCUUCGAGGAUGAUCUGAGCAAAUUCAAUGUGGAGCAUACGCCCGCACAGUUCUCUGGCGCUACCAGCCUGAGCAAUCUGAGCAUUGCGGAUGACGAUAAGCCCAUAUGCGUGGUUGAUGUUGAGGACAACGAUGUGGACAAGGAGGAUGAGCUGCUGUUGGCCAGCUGCAUCAAUAUGGGCAUGCAGCGGGCUGCGGUAGUGAGCGCAGCUGCAGCUGGAGCUGGAGCUGCUGCAAGUGAAACAACAGCAACGGCAGCAGCAGCCACUGGCGAAGAGACCACGCGCAGCUAUUGUACCGAGGACACGCCCGCGCUGCUCUCCAAGGUGGGCAGCAAUACCAAUCUCUCUGCAAUAUCCAUUAGCUCGACAGCCGAAACGCAGCCGCAACGCUGCUCGCUCAAUCUCUCCGACGAUGUCUCUUCCAAUGCCUCCGAUUGCGGUGGCGGCGGUGGCGCUGCGGCAGUGCUGCAGCAGUGCAUCCGAGAUGGCAUGCAGAAACACAAUCCUGUUCCAGUUGCGGCCUUGAAUGCGGAUCCCAUUGCCAUGCUGCGCAGAGGCGGCAAUAUCCUGCCCCCCUAUUUGCCCGUCAGCGAUGAGAUGAGCAAAUAUCUGGUGGAGGAUAGUCCCUGCAAUUUCUCUGUCGUCUCCGGUUUGUCCAAUCUGACUGUGGGCUCUAGUCUCGUCGGACCUGCGGUGCAGCUAAAGGAAACAGCUGGCAUUGCCGACGCGGCUGCGGCAAAACCGGGCAGCCAGGCGGCAGCCGUGGCGCCCCAAAAAGAGAAUACCAGGCGUCCGCCGCAUUGGCAGGAUGAUUCGCUGAGCUCUCUGUCCAUAGACUCCGAGGAUGAUACCAAUUUGCUGAGUCAAGCUAUUGCCGCCGGCUGCAAUAGACCCAAGUCGAAUCUUGGCUUCAGCACGAGCGCAACGAGCAGCAAGCGGUCCAGUUCGCUGUGCUCCUCAACGCAGCCCAUAGCCAUCAAUGCAGCCACCUCGGCGUGCUCGCUGAAUUCGGCGAUUAGUGCGCGCAAGACGGUGCAACAGGAAUCCUACAGCUCGGUGGAUUCCAGCGACUCGAAUGACAAUCAGUCGAAGUCGCUAUUUGAGCUGUGCAUAUUGAAUGGCAUGUACAAGUCCAAAGAGCCGGGCAAAUCCCAGCAGCUGCAGCAAUUGCAGCAGCUGAGCAGCUCCUCGGCACAGUCCAAUCCCAAUCUCAAGCAGUUCGAUUCGCUGCCCGUGCAGUUGCCGGUGCAACCGAAGCGCCAGCGUCAGCAUCAUCAUCACCAUCACCAGCAUCAGCGGGAACGGGAGCGUGAGCGCAAGGAUGAGAAGCUGCUGCUGGAGUGCAUCAAUACGGGCAUAUCGAAGAAAAUCAAUGCCGUGCCAAAAAACGCGCAAGCUACGUCUGCAGCUGCAUUGGAACCGUGUCACCCAAUGGCAGCUACUACAUCAGCAAGUGCCAACAGCACAGCAGCUCCAGACGUAGAGCAGAAAUCGCACGCAAUAUCAAUCCAACACAGCAGCCAAUUGGCCAAACAGAGCAGCCUGCCCAACCGCGGCAUCGACACCGACACAGACGCAGCAAAAAGUCCAGCUCCAAGUCCAGAGAUCGCGAACACGAUCGUUCACAUGACCGUUAUUGGGUCUAGGCUGCCGGAGAACGAUGCGGACCGCUCCAGCGACGAGUCAAAUCAGUCGUUUAUACUGGACACCACAGUCCGGCUCGAUGAAAUAACGGAUGCCAGCAGGCAACGAACCAAUGCCAGCUGCAGCUCGGACAAGCAUAAGGAUCCCGAUUUAAUGCUCAAGUCUGUCGAGCGGCUCACACUAGAGUUUGUGACUUCCGCGGAGCAAUUGCGCACGGGCAAUCACAGUCACAGUCACAGUCAGAGCAACAAUCAUAGUCACAGUCACAGUCAGAGUAACAACACCUGGAACGAGCACACCUGUCCCAAUGAUGUAUCCUUUCCCAGCAUUAGCCAAACGGCGCCAGUGCUGGGCUCGCUCAGCCUGGAUGAUGAUGCUGAUGCGGAUGCCACACAGGCACCGGAUUUACAUGACUUCGCCGAGAUUACGCCCACCAAUGAGACGCAUAUGCCGAGCUCAUUGGGUUUGGUUAACGGCGAGGCAGCUGCAGCGGGCUUGACGCAGACGCAGCCCAACUCCCUGGAAAGCCACACUCUAACCGAGACCCUAAUUGAGCAGCAGCAGCAGAGUCUAUCUUCUGGCCUGAACUUCCAGCUGGGCGGUCAAGUGCUGAGCGCUGCAGUGCACAGCUGCGAGCAGCAGCAGCGAUUGCUCCUGUUCAAUGGCACCAGCGCCUCCAUGAUGACCAACUCCACAAUGAUUGCGUUCGAGGCGCGCGCUCUGGCCGAGAAUCUGCAGCAGCUGCAGGCGUCUGACCAUGACGAUGGCAUCAACCAUGAUGACAGCACAGCACAGUUAACGUUCAGUAUCAAUGGCAGCCUGGAUUUGGACAAUGUGCGCCCGCCUUCUGGCAUGGAAUCGCUGAACUCUGCCUGCAACACGCAGCCCAGCUCGUUGCGUCUGGCUAUGCCCAGCAAAUCACCCAGAUUUGCGCGCAAGGCAUUUCCAGCUGGUCUGGUGGCCAGGCGUGCGCUUGGUCAGCUGGCGGGCAGCGCUGAGAGCGUGAACUCCAGCUGUAAUCUGCUGGAUAACAUUAAGCCGCCAUCGCUUAUGGAUGAGCUGCUGGACUCCAUGAUCAGCGUAGACAGCAUACAGUCCGAGGUGGCCGAUGCGGAUCAGGACUGCAGCAUGGCUACAACCAUAUCGGUUUCCAACUACGAGACGGCUGCUUGUGACGAUCAAACGCUCACAUUGACCGUGCUCCAAAGCUGCUGUGACUACGAUGACGAGGAGGAUGCGACCAUGAACGAGGACUUUAGCUCUGCGGAGUCUACGCCCAAACAGAGCUCGACGCCCUCGCCAAAUCGUCGCACACUUACGCCCAAGCAAAAGCGUCGCCUGGCCAAGGAUCGCUACAAGACGUACACCAUCACGAGCAGCGCUCUAGACGCCGCGGAGGCGAAUGAAACAUUGCAAAUUGAGAUUGAGGAGUCUCUGCAGUCGUCAGCAGCGCCAGCGACACCAUCUCCACGUCUCAAUGGAAGGCGACGCGGCAGUGCCGAUCGCUACAAGACCCAGCUCAUCGAGUGUCCGCGCCAGCUUCUGCUGCUGCAGGAUGAUUGCGCCAGCGAGCAGCUGUCCUCCAUGCGCGCCAUGAUGCAGCGGUUCACCUACAUCACAGACAUCAACAUUGGCCAGCCCAGCCAGCCGGAGGAGGAGACGCCCUCUGCGGUGGAUGAUCCGCCUAGUUGUGAGGGCGAUCAGAACUCGGAAACGGAAUCCUGUCAUGGUCGCGGCCAGUCUCCGCCAGUGGCAGCGGCACAACCCAAGCCGCUAACGCUCAAAAGAGCGACGCCGCCGCCUGCUCUGGAUCCGGCCGCGGCUGUCAAGGUGGUGCGUGGACGCAAGAAGCCCGCCUACAUCUCGCCCUACAGCAUGCAAAGUCAGCGCAAUAGCAGCGCAGCCGCCGCCGCCGCCGCCGCUGCCGCUGCUGCCAAGAACAAGACAAAGACGCUCUCGCCGACCAUAGCCAAGCGCAAUGCCUUACCCGGUGGCACACGGCUGCCGGCCAAAAAGAAGACAACUCCGCCUCCUGCAGCCACGCGUCUGGAACGCCAGGGCACUUUUGUCAAGGAUGAGCCCACAAAUAUGGACGCACAGGUGCCGAUUGUGGAGGCAGUGAGUCCCACGCAGCGCGCCUCCAAGCUGCCCACAAAGCGUGCCACAGCAGCAACAACAACAACAACAACAGCUGCUUCACCCAAGCGCGUCUUAGCCAAAGCCAAAGCAGCGCCUCGUGUGCUGCCAACCCAGCAACGUGCCAAUACCAAUAUACGCCUGGCCAGCGCCAAGGCGGCCGCCGCCUCACGCGUAGCCGCGCAAGCAUCGCGGGUGUCAAGCACAACGCCGCCCUCGCGCAGCAAUUCCAAUUUAAAUGGCGGCAGUGCAGCGUCUGCCGCGGCGGCGGCGGUUAAGAUUAAUCAAGCGCAAAGUCGCAUAGCCAACAUUUGGAAGCGUGUAGACGAGGCCAAAACCAAAACGAAGACCAAGCAAACAACCAAUCUGAAGACGCAGCAAACGAAAUCUUCCAAUACGCUGAACGGCACAGCGGCGCGUCCUAUGGUGCUGCGCAGCUCCACAUUCGACAAUACGCCGCCAGAUGCUGGCACGGUAAGUCAAGCGGCCGGAACAGCAGCUGCCGCCCGAUCCCGGCUGCCCAUUGGAGGUGCGCGCAAAUAGAACCGAACGCACAAAGCGAAUCCCGUCUUGCAUUUUCGUGUGAAUAGCAGAUAAACGAAAUCAAGGAAUGUUUAUUAUAUAUAAUUAUAUAUCUUACAAACCUAUAUAGUCUUGAUAUACAUAUAUAUAUAAUAUAUAUAUAUAUAUAUAUAUCUCCUAUACUACUUCAUUUAGCGGGUAGCUAGAUUUGUUAAGCCUAGAAACUAUAUCUAAUCCAAUUCACAGUCAGAAACGAAGAGCCUAAAACGCGUUGAAACAGCUCCAAGUUCGUGUGUAGCCAAAUGUAUUGCAUUAAAAUAAUAAAUUAGAUAUUCCUUCGGGCCUUUUCAGAUGUGUACAACCUAUAUAGAGCAUAUAUCCUAUAUACCUACGAAACAUAUAUCAUAUAAUACGAUAUUUAAAGUUGUAAUAUUUAUCAAUAUUAUUUAUAGCAGGCAUAUAAGGUCUAUGUAUGUUGGGGCUUCUCUUUGAAAUAGGCCAAAAUUAAUCAAAAAAAAAAAAAAAAAAAAAUAAUAAUUUUAUA